AUGUACGCCCUCCUCCUGUCAAGCAUCAUCACCCUCAUCAGUCUCACCCACGCGGUUCCAAAACCCGACACCAUCGCUACAGCAUGCUCUAACUCAGACACAACCUUCUGGCCUAGCACUUCAUCCGCCGCGCUGCCCUCUGCCAACGCAAAUGAUUGUUCGCCUGGCGGUCUAUGCGAUUGCUCUCGCAUAGCUGACAAGAAUAGCGAUGCAUACUUUCAGUGCGUUACGAAUCCCAACUGUGAGCGCUGCUGGGUGAGCAGAUCUACCACCAGCACGAAAUCGGUUGUUCCUGUGGUGAAUGUGACGAGACUUGCUGUCACGGACUAUCACACCAUGGCGCCUGGGACAUAUACCAUCACUACGAAUGGGACGGUUCUGAAUAUUGUGGUGACGCAGCAAGUUGUCACGCCGACUUCUUCUACGCAGGUGUUUGUGACUAUGACGCAGACGGUUGUUGUUACGGUGCAGUCAGCAAAAGUGUCAUCCGAAGCAAAAACUGUCGGUGUUGACUGCGGAGGACGGUGCGAUUGCUCCAAGAUUGAGAACAAAGAGAGUAAAGAGUUCUUUGAGUGUCUUACCAAUCCUGAGUGCGAGAAAUGCCGUUCUACAAAUGCAGCGGCAUUAGCUUCAGAGACGUUCGUGUCGAACAGCACGUUGGUGACCACGACCAAGACUUCAUCUGCUACGAUGCCAACGGGGUGUCCUGGCUUUUGCGACUGUUCCAGCAUCGUGAAUAAAGAAAGCGAAGAUCUGUGA
Molecule: messenger RNA, 759 nt
Organism: Pochonia chlamydosporia 170
Lineage: Eukaryota; Fungi; Ascomycota; Sordariomycetes; Hypocreales; Clavicipitaceae
Product: Ham1-like protein
Exons: 4
Coding region: 1-759 (252 amino acids)
Source: RefSeq, a predicted model, not a curated record